This is a messenger RNA of Arvicanthis niloticus (Nile rat), 297 nucleotides long. RefSeq names its product late cornified envelope protein 3B-like. Gene Ontology annotation, biological process: epidermis development. NCBI's taxonomy places the organism in Eukaryota, Metazoa, Chordata, Mammalia, Rodentia, Muridae. The record is from RefSeq and is a predicted model, not a curated record.
AUGUCCUGCCAGCAGAGCCAGAAGCAGUGCCAACCUCCUCCCAAGUGCCCCUCCCCAAAGUGUUCUCCAAAGUGUCCCCCAAAGAGCACAGCACAGUGUCUGCCUGCAGCCUCUUCCUGCUGUGCUACAAGCUCUGGAGGCUGCAGUGUCCCCAGCUCUGAGGGAGGCUGCUGCCUGAGCCACCACAGGCUCAGGUCCCACAGAUGCAGGCGCAGGAGCUCCAGUUCCUGUGACCGUGGCAGUGGUCAGCAGUCUGGGGGCUCAGGCUGUGGCCACAGUUCUGGGGGAUGCUGCUAA